CAUCCACUUUACCUCUCUAAACCAAUACAUUUCUCUCUAUCUUUUACAGGAGGAUCUCUUUUUCGUUAUGGAGUACAUGAAAGGAGGAGAACUAUUCAACCUGCUCAAGACUGCUCCAUUAUCAACUGAUACAAUAAGAUUUAUUUCUGCCGAACUUCUUUGUGCUCUGCAAUAUCUACACGGACGUGGCAUCAUUCAUAGAGACUUGAAACCUGAGAACAUACUGCUUGACAGCGCUGGCCAUGUCAAAAUAGCAGACUUUGGCCUUUCUAAAGUGGAUAUGUUUGGACCCAAGAAGGCGUAUAGCUGUGCCGGUACUGAAGCCUAUAUGGCCCCAGAGCCAUAUCAUUAUAAUGAAAGAACAAGAAUUUUGGAGAUGAAGGUAGCAGGGUCACAAUGA
Molecule: messenger RNA, 400 nt
Organism: Rana temporaria (common frog)
Lineage: Eukaryota; Metazoa; Chordata; Amphibia; Anura; Ranidae
Product: probable serine/threonine-protein kinase DDB_G0277449
Exons: 4
Coding region: 68-400 (110 amino acids)
Biological process (GO): protein phosphorylation
Molecular function (GO): protein kinase activity; ATP binding
Source: RefSeq, a predicted model, not a curated record